AUGGCAGUUGCCAAUAUUACUCAAGAUCCAAAAGUUGAGUCUGGAAUGACGAAACCAUCAACAACAAGAAAAAAACAUAUUAGAGAAGAACCAAUUACAUGGGAGAAUUGGUAUAAGCACAUUAAUUGGCUGCAUACGCCAUUGCUUACCUCUUUACCACUUAUUUCAAUAUAUGGCUUCUAUACUACUGAAAUUCAAAGUAAAACUGCAAUAUGGGCCAUCAUAUAUUACUUUAUUACUGGUUUAGGAAUCACAGCAGGUUAUCAUAGAUUAUGGUCUCAUCGGGCAUAUAAAGCAGCUCGUGCAUUUGAAAUAUUUCUCAUUUUUGCGGCAUCUGGAGCGGUAGAAGGUUCAAUUCGAUGGUGGUGUCGAGAUCAUCGAGCUCAUCAUAGGUGGACCGAUACUGAAUCUGAUCCUUAUAGUGCACAUAAAGGACUUUUUUAUUCUCAUAUAGGAUGGAUGUUAUUAAAACAAAAUCCCAAUCGUAUAGGAAAAUCCGAUAUUUCAGAUCUUGAUGCUGAUCCAUUAAAAAGAUUACAACAUAGACAUUAUGGUAUUUUCGCGAUUGGUAUGGGAUUUGUUUUUCCAUCUUUAAUAGCUGGUCUUGGAUGGGGUGACUGGAGGGGAGGAUUCUUUUUUGCUGGAGUUACUCGCUUAAUUUUCGUUCAUCACGCAACAUUUUGUGUCAAUUCAUUAGCUCAUUAUUUAGGAGAUACGCCAUUUGAUGACCGUCAUACUCCUCGAGAUCAUUUUGUUACAGCUAUUUUAAGUUUAGGUGAAGGAUAUCAUAAUUUUCAUCAUGAAUUUCCUAUGGAUUAUCGAAAUGCUAUAAAACAUUAUCAAUACGAUCCAACCAAAUGGUUAAUUAAAGUCCUUUCAUAUUUCGGAAUUACAUAUGGCUUAAAGAAAUUUCCAGAAAAUGAAAUUAAAAAAGGAAUAAUAAUGAUGAAAGAGAAGAAAUUGAAUGAUGAGAGAAGUAAAUUGGAUUGGGAAAAUGCCAAAGAAAAUAAUUGGAUUUGUAUCGAAGGAAUUAUUCACGACGUUACAAAUUUCAUGGACGAACAUCCAGGAGGUAAAUCAUUAUUGAUCACCUCGAUAGGAAAAGAUAUGUCCUCAGCUUUUAAUGGAGGAGUUUAUGAUCAUUCUAAUGCUGCAAGAAAUUUAAUGAGUUCUAUUCGUGUUGGUGUUAUAUCAGUUAUACACACUGAAAAUACUGAAUAUCACGAUGCUGAUUAUUCUACUUUUCUUAAAACAUGA
Diversispora eburnea is the source of this 1257-nucleotide messenger RNA. Lineage: Eukaryota; Fungi; Glomeromycota; Glomeromycetes; Diversisporales; Diversisporaceae. The record is from the annotation of a GenBank genome assembly.